GUUAUCAGGAGUGUCUAGUAGUUGUAGUCUCUGCAGCCGCGUGCGCAGCGUCGCAAUGUCAAUCACUUUCACAGCGCCUUGCUGAAGCGACAACCUCUGCCGGAACUCAGCCUAUCAAUCAUACAUGUGAAGAAUGAAUAAUGGGUUCUUUCGAAAAGGUUUUUUGGCUCCUAUGCUUGGCUGCAUCUCUUCAAGCAGGUGCCAUUGCUCAGAUUUUUAUUGAUGAAGAUGCUAAUGCAUUUUGGAUUCCUCCCUGGCACUUUUCAUUGUCCUGCAAUCUGUAUAAUGAGACCGAUGCAGGAAUAAAUCCCUCUCAGAGAAGUCUAGGCAACAUUAACAAGCAAACAAACAAGGAAAGUGCCAUGAACCCCCAUAAUACUGACCUAGUUGGAUCAGGCAUCAGGAAUGAAACUCGUUGCCAUCUUUGGAGUGACAUUAACAGUCAGAGAUCUCUUUGUGAUGACAAGGUUAUGGAAGUGUUCUGUUUGAACAUCCUGUGCUGGGUUGAUGGAAACCUGAGCCAUUUAACUUGUAAUCUGAUGCCAAGCAGCAGACCGCCAGGCACAAGCAUGUUAUCUGCAGUGAGGCUCCAUUAUGAAAUCUCAGACUCAUCUUCGGAGGGUUUGUCUAGGGGACACAGAGAAGCUGUUAUUCGUGCUGAUGAAAGCAGCUGUUCUGGGGAGGAAGCCCUGCAGUGUGUCAUACCUGGAAUCAACAUGAAUUACACCUACACCCUGCUCCUAUCAGUCACACAUCACCAGAGCCGUGUAGAGGCUCCAGCCAUGCGCGCCACUCCAGGAGACCUUGUGAAGCCUCACCCACCACGUAGCCUGCAGUACGAGAUGACUCCAGAGGGGGUGUCGAGGAUCAGCUGGAGAAGCCCAGAGCCAGCACCUUAUGAUCUGCAAUAUGAAGUUCGCUAUUCUGUAAAUGCUACUGAGAAAACCUGGACGAAUGUAGAAGGUGUCUUGGAAGCGUACGUGACUCCUGGUGAUUUGAAAGCUGGCUUGGAUUAUACCGCUCAGGCUCGCUGCAAGCGGGACAGGAGACCUGGUCUCUGGAGUAACUGGAGCGAACCCCUUUAUAUAACGGUGCAGGAAGUGACAUAUAUUCCUGCAACAGUGCUGACUACAGCUGGUUCGAAUGUAACUGUAUACUGCGUAUUUAAUAACCGGAGCCCGAGUGUAAAAAAGGUGGUGUGGUGGCUGAAUGCGUCCGAAAAAGUUCCUGAAAAGCUGUAUUCUGUCAUGAAUGACCAUGUGAGCAGGGUCACCCUGCCUAAUGUGAGUCCUUCAAAACCCAGAGGUUAUCACCUGUUACAGUGUUGCCGGCAAACAGGCGAAACAUCGGAUUGCAACUUCCGCUAUGCUCAAAUUUAUGUUGUAGAUGUCAACUUUCUGAUCUCUUGCGAAACCAAUGGAUACCAAACCAACAUGACUUGCAAAUGGAAUCCUAAUGGAGUACAGCUGCCCCAGGGAAGCAGUGUCCGGUUCAUGUAUCGCAUUAGGAAUGACAUCUCUUGUGAUGCCCUACAAGAUGACCUGCAUGGCGCUGAUGCAAAGGAGUGCCAGCUAGGAGUUCAUGACGAGUGCACAUUUCAACCCCUUUACCUGUAUUUUUGCCACAUAAUGUGGAUUGAGAUGCAAUACAAGCUGGUAACAGUGAGAUCUCACCCAGCGUACGUCACUCCAAUGGAUGUGGUAAAGCCAGAUCCUCCUUUCAGUGUAAAAGCAGAGAUCACUCAGACUGAAGGAUUCUUGAAUAUGAGCUGGGAGAGAAGAGAGCUGCCUGUCUAUGAUCUUCAGUUUGAGGUUCGCUACUCUGGAGAGGAGCAGGACAGGAAAUGGAAGACCCUUGGCAAUGUAUAUAAUGAACAGGCUUUGAUAGAAGUGGCGGAUCCCUGUGUUGUAUAUGUGGUUCAGGUCCGCUGUAAGAGACACAAUGGGACUGGACACUGGAGCACAUGGAGCAGCCCAGUGAACACCAGGGUUAAUGAUAUUAGGGCUCCAGCAAGGGGUCCAGAUUUCUGGAGAGUAAUCCACGAGGACACUGUGACCAAGCAAGCGAAUGUUACUUUGUUAUUGAAGCCUCUGAAUAUAAAAGAAGUCUUCUGUACUGUGAAGGGCUUCAGAGUCCAGCAUCAAACCUCCAGUGGCUCCACGUGGUCUGAUGACCUGAGCAGCGCCACUGCCUAUAGCUUUCCCUGGACAGAAGACUUUCACAGUGUGUCAGUCAUAGCCUUCAACUCCUUGGGAUCUUCAACGGAAAACUACAUUUUAAAUGUAUCAAGGCAUGUGAGAAAAAUACAGUGUGUUCAGUCUUUCCAUGCAUCCAUUGUAAACAGCAGUUGUGUGGCACUUUCAUGGAAACUCCUACCAGACAGCCCUCUUCCUGAGUCUUUCAUUAUUGAAUGGGAACGUCAAAAGAAAGAGGGGGGAGAGGAGGAGGAGGAGGAGGACAGCUUUAAAUGGGUGCGAGCUCCUUCAAACCAGACCACCAAAUAUUACUUAUCUGAUGCCUUUUUUGUACAUGAUGCGUACAGGUUUAUUCUGUACCCAAUAUUCCCAGAAGGGGAGGGAUGGCCAGAGACGUUUUACAUAAACAAUAAAGGUGACAAUGGGAGAAGCAGAGGAGAAGGAGCAGCCUACAUACUUCUUCUUAUAAUUGCUUUUCUAUCAGUUGUUCUGCUUGUGACGCUUGCAAUCUCCCAACACCAAAUGAAGAAGCUGGUUUGGAAAGAUGUGCCUAAUCCUAAUAAUUGCUCCUGGGCUCAAGGAGUAGACUUUAAAAAGGCAGAAACCAUUGGAAACCUCUUUAAGCACCACGAGAGGCUGACAUCUGGCCUGCUUCUCUUGGAAUCAGAAAGAAUUUCUGAAGCUGUAAUAGUUGAGAAAAUUAAACAAAGUGUGGAGGAGAAGGAGACCAGAGUUGCCUUGGAUGUCUCACUGAGUCAAUGUCAUGAACCGCAGCAGGAUUCCCCUCCUUCUGAGCAACACAGCCACACUGAAGAAGAGGAGAGGGAGCCGGUGGUCUACCGAGACAGUUCAGGAGAGCCCAAAAUAGAAUAUGCCACCAUCCUGCCCAGCGAUCUGUACAAACAGCAGAAAAGCAUCAGCAGCUCCUCCGACGAGGGGAACUUCUCCGCUAACAAUUCGGAUAUUUCUGGGUCCUUCCCCAACAAUCUGUGGGAGGUUGAAAAUCAGUCCUGCAUACACUUAGCACAGGUCAACCCGCGGAUGCUGCGCUCCUUUAAUUCUUCAGAGGGCUUUUCAGAAGCUUUUGAUGAUCAGGACGACAGUCUUCUCGAUGAACCGUGCCCCGAAAGAGACAUUUACUACCUGGGGCAGGUGUCGACCGAGGAGGAGGGGGAGAAGGAAAAGUUCUUGAAAGAGGAUGCACAGGUUCUGUGCCAGGACAGUAGAGAUGAAACAGGACAUGAAGCCAAUCCUUUAUUAAGCUGCCAUUCUCUGCUUCAAUUCAAGAUGAACCAAACAGAUUUACCACAGAAGAGUAGCAGAUUAUAUAUGCCCCAGUUUCGAGCAGUGUCUAAUACAAUUCCAAAAAUAACCAAAGCACAAAAAUAAUUAAAAAAAAGCUUGCCAAGAAGAUUUUAUUUGGUAAAUUCAAUUCAAAUCAAUUCAAAGGGACUUUAUUGGCAUGACUAACAUCGGCAGUAUUGCCAAAGCAUUUACAAAGUACAAUAAUAAUAAUAAUAAUAACAGUAACAAUAAUAAUUAUAAUAAUAAUAAAAAUACAGCAUUUAUAAACAUUAUUAUUAUUAUUAUUAUUAUUAUUAUUAUUAUUAUUAUUAUUAUUAUUAUUAUUAUUAUUAUUUAUUUCUUAGCAGACACCCUUAUCCAGGGCGACUUACAAUAAACAUGAACACAUUUAGAUACAAAUAGUAAAUAGAACAACACAAAGACACUGAAUUAAACAUUGAAACACUAAAUACUGAAUAACUCCCCUCCCUCCCCAGCAGUGCCCCCCCCCCCACCGUGCAGAGUGCUCACUGUGUGCCCCUCAGGCUGUGACAGGCGGCUACAUACUGGGCAGCCAGUGGGGCUGUGUGUCCCUCUACCAGUACGACUGUCAGUUUUUCUAGGUCCAUCGUGUUGGAAAUGUGAGAGAAUAGUAGGUAUCUGAAUAUAAGAAACUAUUUAUUUGUGUAUUUGUUUUUUUAAGUUGAGCUGGCAUGAUACAGUGCAAGAAUGCAACUAUUUUUAAAACAUAAAAGCAUUCUGUUUUGAUUCCAUGUAGCAUUCUGGCUUCUGGAAAACCAUCAAUAACUGUUCUCCAUUACUGGUGUUGUCUAUCAAGGCACAUAUACAAAACAUACCUCCCAGCCUACUCAGCAGUUAAUGCUCUUGAUACAUUAUGAAUACACAGUCACUGUACUUGGCCAGCUAUUCUAAAAUCUUCAUCUUUGUAUUUUUCUCAAAGCAGAUAGUUAACUGGCAAUACCAUUUUUAGCAUGCUGUUAUUGACCAGCUGUUCUGCAAAAAAUGGUGAAAAAUGUUUAUCUGUAUUUGCAAAACAACAAAUGAAUUUCUAUUUUUCUGUUGUGUGUUCCAGUAUCUGUAAAAUCCUGUGUUACAGUAUGUAAGGUUUGUGCCAAACUAUUUUCUCAGUGUGCUAUUUUUCUAAUCACAGCAGGAGAUGAUUGUGUCAAAACUUUGAAAAGGCAUAACUUUGUAAUUGUGAUUUUACACAGUGCCUACAGUGAGAACAGUGUAACUACAAAACUGCUUGCAUAUCAAGAUUGGAUUCCCUAUAUUUUUGUGGUUAAAAUAAAGUAUUUAUUGUCAAAGUUGCUGCUGUUGUUUUCUUCGAUGGAACUUGUAAAGAAGUUAUGUCCAUUUAGACAAAUGUUCUUUGUACUAACUGAGGCAAUUGACU
Molecule: messenger RNA, 4896 nt
Organism: Acipenser ruthenus (sterlet)
Lineage: Eukaryota; Metazoa; Chordata; Actinopteri; Acipenseriformes; Acipenseridae
Product: leptin receptor-like
Exons: 20
Coding region: 141-3584 (1147 amino acids)
Biological process (GO): cytokine-mediated signaling pathway
Cellular component (GO): membrane; external side of plasma membrane
Molecular function (GO): protein binding; cytokine receptor activity
Source: RefSeq, a predicted model, not a curated record